GAAGUUGGGGUACAUCUUUGUAGAGAGAGGUAGCUUUACUUAUCAUUUUUACACCGGUUGGAGUGGUCUGGAAGAGUGAAGACGCAUGCCUCCCUGUAAUCCCUGACCCUUAACCUAGACACUAGAGCAAAACGAACCGCGAAAGGAAGGGCGAGGAAGGCGCGUCGCCUUGCCUCAUCUUCACUGCCGCCGGCUGCCCGCCUCACCUCGACGCUGCCCUCGUCCCUCCUGGUCGGCGCCGUCCAGCAGGCUCUUCAAAUGUUAGUCUCCUCAGAAUCUCAUUUUCUUGUCCGGGUGCUGAAUGGCACCUUCCAAAUCCUAGACUCUAUCAAAGACCGAAUUGGUUUGGUAGUUAGUGAUUUUUUCAGCUCCAUUCCCAGCUCAGAGUUGCUCAAUGCAAGAUUCGUGUGUAGGAAAGGUGGAAUUAUGCAAAGUGCUAUAUGUCACAAACCAAAAACUAAAGAUAGCUUGUCCGAGAGGAACGAGCUGCCUCCAAAUCCGGAUGGAGAUAUGGGUGCAGUGUUCAAUGUUUUGGAUUCGAUGUUGAAGGACAUGUUGGACCGUUUAAAGAGUAUGAGGGAAGAAACAAUACGGACCUGCGUUGGCUUCGAUAGCAUAUCAAAGAAAAAUCUGCAUAUUUAUGAACAAUUCAUUAGAGAAUUGUGUAUGGAAGGUAAAGUGGGGGCAGCUUUCUCUCUCUGCAGCAAGGUGAUGCAUAAAUAUGGCACUCCUAGCAUAUAUACUCACAACUAUCUUAUUAAUGGACUCUGUGAAACUGGCAACUUGGACAAAGCCUUAUGGAUUGUUGAAGAGAUGAAAUGCAGGGGUCCUAGUCCUAGUUGUGCUACAUAUAAUGCCUUAAUUAAAGGUUAUAUCCUUAUGAAUAAUAUUGACAAAGCUCUGGAGAUAUUCUCAACAAUGGACAGCAAUGGCAUAACCCCAAAUAGAGUUUCUUGUAACAUACUUGUUGAUGCACUUUGUAAGAAGGGUUUUAUUCGGGAAUCAAAGAAACUUUUGAAGAUGAUAUUAAGCGAUAAGCAUGAUGACCCAAGUUUAAUCACAUCAACUAUAAUCAUGGAUGGUUGCUUUAAACAUGGUGAUAGUAGUCAAGCUCUUGCCACAUGGGAGAGGUUAAGGAGUAUUCCAAUCGAUCGUAUCACCUACAAUGUUAUCAUCAAUGGUUACUGUUUGAAAAGGGACAAGAUCAUGGCACUCAGCUACACGUGUCAAAUGCUGAAGACUGGUUUUAUGCCUGAUAUCUUUUCUUACAACAUGUUAAUUGGUUUGCUUAGCAAGGAAAGACAAAUGGAUGAAGCUUGUUAUAUCUUCUCUGUUAUGACAAGAAUGGGUGUUCGUCCAGACAGAAUCACUUACAAGAUCAUUAUUCAAGGGUUGUGUAUGAGUGGGGAUGUUGCUAAAGCAAAUUAUUUCCUAUGUUGUAUGCUAGAGAAUUCUAUUAUACCUGAACCUCUCAUUUGGAAUGUUAUUAUUCAUGGCUAUGGGAAGCUUGGAAAUGUACAUAGAGCUGAAGACGUUAGAAGCCAGAUGGUGGCAUCAGGUGUUCUACCCAAUGUAUUUACUUACAAUGCCCUGAUUUAUACACAUAUAAACGAUCAAAAUUUCAUUAAAGCUUACUCAAUGAAAAGGGAGAUGCUAUUACAUGGAGUUUUCCCUGAUGCGGUUACGUUUAAUAUGCUGAUUGGUGCAGCAUGUAGUGUUGGCGAUAUUGAUUUCGCACUCCGCCUACAUGGAGAUAUGUUGAGAAUGGGCUGUGAACCAGAUGCUAUUACUUACACCGAGCUGCUUCGUUACUGUUGUAUAUCGUAUAAAAUGAAAGAGGCAGACUGGCUCUUUGACAGGAUAAGGAGUUCAGGGAUAAGACUAGACCAUGUUCCGUUUCUNCGUUUCUACUAUUGAUGAAAAGAUACUGGGGGAUGAGGGAGCUUGACAAAGUGUAUGUUCUUUAUCAAGAAUGGUUAAUGAUAAAGGACAUUUAAUUGCUGCCCACAAAAAGAAUAUUGAUGUUAAGCUUGUGAUGGAAUUAGUAAAGAGGAUGCGUCCACCAAGACAAUAGAUGGAUUCUGCUGAACCUCGGUGAAGCUUCUAUUUUCGUGAAAUUCCCAAGAGAAAUUGAGGAUAGUGUUCUGCUUUUCGACACUAAAAGGGGAAUUACACAUUGAGCUACCAAGGGGAAGACAAGAGAUUCCCAUUUCUUAAUAGCAGUAAUUGGAGACGAAUAUAUAACAAGAAGAAGAAGAGCUAUGAGACCAUUGUUGACAUCUUGGAUGAUCACGAGGUUUUUACCCGUUGUUCGAUGGGGCAAAGCUGUGAAUGGACCAUGUAGGGGUGGACAUGGUUCCGGUUCUGAACUGGUACCGGAACCGGAGCCCAUAAAUUUGGAGAACCGGAAUCGUAACAAAAAAUGAGGAAUGCAGUUCUGGUUCCUAUAUUUUAGAACUGGAACUGGUGGUUAUGUUUCUCAAUUUCAUUUCAAUUUUUUGUUUACCUGUAUUUAUAGUAAAAUUAAUCAUUGGAU
Molecule: messenger RNA, 2536 nt
Organism: Cuscuta campestris
Lineage: Eukaryota; Viridiplantae; Streptophyta; Magnoliopsida; Solanales; Convolvulaceae
Source: the annotation of a GenBank genome assembly